Messenger RNA from Saimiri boliviensis boliviensis (Bolivian squirrel monkey), 2709 nucleotides. It is a transcript of the gene ZNF750, whose product is annotated as zinc finger protein 750. The record is from RefSeq and is a predicted model, not a curated record. NCBI's taxonomy places the organism in Eukaryota, Metazoa, Chordata, Mammalia, Primates, Cebidae. Gene Ontology annotation, biological process: positive regulation of transcription by RNA polymerase II; epidermis development. Gene Ontology annotation, cellular component: nucleus. Gene Ontology annotation, molecular function: RNA polymerase II cis-regulatory region sequence-specific DNA binding; DNA-binding transcription activator activity, RNA polymerase II-specific; promoter-specific chromatin binding.
GGGAGGCUGCCCGCAGCAGCUCGGUGGGUGCAAACACAUGAAUCGUAGCUGCGGGCAGGAGGAAUAUCAGGUGCAUCUCUACGCCCUGAGGGCUCAACUCCUACACUUAAAUCCCUCCCACUGGAACAGCCGGCUCCAGUUUCACCGAGCAAGCGUGAGAACAAGUACUGCUUCCUGAGCACCUCCAGCCACCAGCACCCAGACCCAGCCACAUCCCAGCACUGCCCACCUCUGCUCCUAGAUGACGGAGGCUCUUGCUAGGCCCUCGGCACACAGAGCUGGCUUCCGAUAGACGUGCUCGGAAAAGAAAGGAGAGCGGAAGGUGCCUCUUCAAAAACCACGGAGUCCACAAGGCGUUAGCAGUGACCACGCCACUGAGACCAUCAGAGUCUGAGGCAUAAGGAGGAAAAUGAGUCUCCUCAAAGAGCGGAAACCAAAAAAGCCACAUUACAUCCCACGGCCUCCAGGAAAGCCCUUCAAGUAUAAAUGCUUCCAGUGUCCCUUCACUUGCAACGAGAAGUCACAUCUUUUCAAUCACAUGAAGUAUGGUCUCUGUAAAAACUCCAUUACUUUAGUAUCAGAGCAGGAUCGAGUUCCCAAGUGCCCUAAAUCUAACUCGCUAGACCCUAAGCAAACCAACCAGCCCGAUGCCACAGCAAAGCCAGCCUCUUCCAAGUCUGUCGCAAACGAACUCUCCGCCUUCAACCUGAAGCUUCAGCACAGCUCUGCCAGGGAAGACAUCAAGGAAAACCUGGAGCUGCAGGCCCGGGGGACCCACAGGUGCCCAGGACAGAAGCCAGCCCUCCACCGGGAAUCGGCGUGUGGAAGCCCAGCUCCGGAAGCCAUCCUCGGCGCCCAGCCUGCUCUGGAAGGCGCAGCUCGGCCUUCUGCAUUUGUUCCAGUCGGGGAGCACAGACUCAAAGGGCCAGACAAUGCCGAGGCGUCCGAGACCCUGGCUGUACCCAACCCCGUGGCCAAGGCCACCCCCUUCCACACCAAGUCUGCCUUCCACGCUCCUGGCUACCCCUGGAAAGCUGGCUCACCUUUCCUCCCGCCAGAGUUUCCACAUAAAAUCUCAUCUGCAAAGGGGCUUGGGGCCAUUUCUCCUUACAUGCACCCUACGAUCCCAGAGUACCCACCCCACUUUUACACAGAGCACGGGCUGGCCACCAUCUACUCACCUUACCUGCUGGCUGGGAGCUCGCCCGAGUGUGAGGCACCUCUGCUGUCGGUCUACGGAGCCCAGGACCCGAGACACUUCCUGCCUCACCCGGGGUCAGUCCCCAAGCACCUCACUCCAUCUCCACCAACAUAUGAUCAUUACAGGUUCUUCCAGCAGUAUCACUCUAAUCUGCCACUUCCUUACGGAUUUUACAGGCCAGAGUCCGCGUUUUCCUCCUAUGCUCUCAGGCUCCCGCCCGUCACUGGCCUUGCCCGAGAUCAUAGCUCUCACCUGCUUGAAGAAGCCACCCUGGUCUAUCCAGCCUCGAGUCCUUUCAAGCUAAACUCCUCAGACCCCAACAGAAAACACAUCGAGUUUGAAAGUCCAAUUCCUGAGGUGAAAGAUUCCUCCAAGGCUGGGCAGGGGGACACAGAAGGGUCCAAAAUGAGCCCCCGUGCAGGGAGCGCAGCCACAGGCUCCCCAGGGAGGCCAAGCCCCACCAACUUCACGCAGACAAGCCAGACCUGCGAAGGCCUGUACGACCUCUCCAACAAGGCAGCCUCCGCUGUGCUGGGACGACUCUGCCAGCCAGAGCAAAGCCUCACAGCCUUCAAGCCUGUCAAGAAAAGCACGGGCUGCCUACAUGCUGAGGCUCCUGAGACCAGAGCGGAGUCUCCUAUAAGCCUCAAUGCCGUGAAUGGAGAGCCUCCUGCUCAGACAGGAAGCACCUCUCUCGUCUUGGAGGCCACGCCUUCCAGUCCAGAGGACAGCUCCAGGAUGGGCCCCCUCAACCUCUCCAAGAAACCAGAGAUGAAGCCAGCAGCCACCCACAAACUCAUGUACCAAGGCAGCCCCCAGGCAGAACCCACCAGCUUCUCCGAGCUGCAGGACCUUCCUCUCAAUCUCUCAGUGAAGGACCCCUGUAAUGCCCAGGCCCCGAGGCCGCCCUUCCCCAGACGACCACGAGCCACAGAACCAGCUGCUGCUGCUGCUCCACAAAAGACUGGAACAGAAGGUUCCGAAGAUGGGCCUGACCGCCCUGAGACCAGGCCAGAAAGCCUCGACAGUGACGAAGCCCCACUCACAGGCCCCAGCGAGGAGGCCACAGCCACAUGCACAGUGGACAGCAGCGAGGAGCAGAAGCAGACAGCGGCCGUGGCCCUGUGCCAGCUGGCAGCCUACAGCCCUGGGAACGUCCGGGUGGACGACGGGGACACUGAGGCCCCAGAGCCUGCCUGCCAGCAAGACGCACCCACACUCAGCUCCAUGGAAAGCCAAGAGGCCCAGUGUGACCUCAGACCCAAAGGACAAAAGAGGACAAGUCAAAGAGAUGCUGGAAAAUCCCAGCAAGGAGCUAAGAAGGCAAAGCUGCAGGACACGGCGAGAGUGUUCACGCUGCGGAGGAGGGCCCGGGUGUCCUAACGCCGGGCUCACACACGUGCUCAGAGCCAGGGCCACACCAAGCCUUCCACGGCAGCGCAUAGCACCACAUCUGAACUGGCACUUCCACAUUUUUACAAAUGCAGCUUCCUCUUUCUUCUCAAAAA